AGCACCGGUUUGUUGUCCUGCGUAUAACUUAAACUAACCGCAAGCUAACAGUUUGUGUUUCAUUUUUCGCUUUUAAAAGUGUAAAACAUGUCUCACACAACAGUCAAACAGAAGAGACCCGCUCUGAAAGUCGCCAGGUCAUCCAAAACACUGAAUGUAUCAUCUGGGGUAUUUCGUGUGAAUCAAAGCAUCACAAAGACCAUCAACCCUUCAUUUAGUGGAAAGAGCUUCAGCUCAGGAAGUGACAGUAAAGUUCUGGACAAGAGCUUGGCUCAAACACCAAAACACACUGUACAGGUGUUUGAUGAACAUGGACAGGACGUCACUCCUCACCCAUUAUAUAAUCCAGAUCCUGGGGUUGUACAAGCUAAACAGGGAAAAAUAUUCCCUGCACAUGAAACGUCAUGGGCUACCAUGACAGAAUUUCCCUCAAUAGCCUUCCAGACCACCAACGCAAGCUUCACUGGACCGUUUACAAGGUCUUUUUUCGGAAGCACUUCAGCAUCCAGAACAAGCCAAACGGCAGAAUCAGUGACUGAUGAAACUAAAGAUUUGAUAGUGAAACCAGACUUGUCCAGCAGUCUUUCAGAUGUUCAGGCUCGUAGGGAGGAGGUGAAGGAGCAGGUCAGGGAGGACAUAAUGGACAAGGUGGUGGAUUGUUAUUUGACUGAGACAGAGACCAUCUGGCUGCUGGACAUUCCUGCAGUGUCCGUGUCAGUAGAUUCAGAGGACGCUGAAGCAGUCAAGGCAAGAAACAACGCUUACACAGAAUUGUGUAAAAACAGACAAGGCAAUGAUAAGUAUGUGGAGCGCUCAAUGCAAACAUUCAAUGAUGCACCAAAGACAAAGGAGGUCCAAAGUGAUAGCAUUACAAUGGUAGACAAAGCUGUCAUGUCCACCACUUGGGACAUGUAUGAUUCAUUCUGCAAUAAAAGUGAUGUCAGUGAAAACACUGUGGUGUCUGCUGAAGAAAAUAAGGCUACUGUCCCAGACUCCUCCUCAGUGAGUCACCUCCUCAACCCUAGUGUUCCUGACCAAAGCAUGUCUGUGUUUAGCACCACCAGUACAGUCAGUGGCUCAAGCGCUCAUCUUGAAAAGAUGACUGUGCUUCCGGUGGAGGAAGAGCCAGACCUCGAGCUGAUCUUACAGUCGGACAAAUUCAAGCAGGAUCUGGCUGUGAUGGAAAGAGUGGUUCUGGCCAAUAUCUUCCAGCCCAAGCUUGCUGCAUACAGACAGCUGCCUGUAAUAGAGGACCCAGACUAUGUGCAGACGCAAAUGGAGGAGGAAAGCUGGACAGAGCAGUCUAAAAACUCCUUGAGCCCAUUCCUUGAGCAUCUCUGGGCCUUCAAGUGUGAACUCACAGUGGGACGAAAUGUUAGCAGUAUGACCUGGAACAAGAAAAACCCUGAUCUUCUUGCGGUGGGAUAUGGACAGCAUGAGUUCAAAGAUCAGAAACCUGGACUUGUGUGCUGCUGGUCUUUGAAGAACCCCACGUGGCCUGAUCGAAUCUUUCAUUGUGAGAGCGGAGUCACUGCACUGGAUUUCUCAGCUUGUAAUGCCAAUCAGUUGGCAGUAGGCAUGUAUGAUGGCAACAUUGCCAUCUAUAAUGUACAGACUGCAGAACAGACACCCAUCACUGACAGCAGUGACUGCGCCAACAUGCACACGUGUCCGGUGUGGCAGCUCAGAUGGGUCGAUCAUGACACAGGUCUGGCUGGAGAGGAUAACGGAGAAAUGCUCAUCUCUGUAUCAGGUGAUGGACGAAUCAGCAAAUGGAUCCACUACAAAAGCCUGGAAUGUGUUGAUCUAAUGAAACUAAAGUCGCCCAACGUGAUAACAAACAAGCAGCGGUGGAACCCGAGAAUCUUAGCCCUGGCUCCGGGGCUGUGUUUCGAUUUCCAUCCUAAUGAUUCAAAAGUCUACCUGGCUGGAACAGAGGAAGGCAAUAUUCACAAGUGCUCUUAUUCAUACAAUGAGCAAUUCCUGGAAACUUACAAAGCCCACACAGGUCCUGUAUAUAAGGUUACAUGGUCACCAUUCUGUCCAGAUGUUUUCCUAAGUUGUUCCUCAGAUUGGACUAUUUAUCUGUGGAGGCAGGACCUCCCGAAACCCGUGCUGGGUUUCACCUCUGGUCAAAAGGUUGUGUUUGAUAUCAUGUGGUCCCCACACUGUGCUACUGUCUUUGGAGCUGUCCGAGAGGGCAAGGUGGAGAUCUGGGACCUGAGAGUCAGCAGUCUAGACCCGACGAUUGUGAGCGUGACCAGUCCAGGAGUGAAUCCGACAGCUCUGCUGUUCACCCCUGAGACGGACUGCGUUCUGGUGGGGGACAGUGAGGGACACGUCACUGUGUACAAGCUGAGGAACCUCCCAGCUGGAGGCAGCACACAGGUGGAGACGUUGGAGGAUGUAAUUUGGUCCACACUGUCCAGUCAACACACAUUAGGAAAGACUGACGGAAGCGCAUAGGAGGGUCAGGCUGUUUGUCUUUACCUCUCCAUCAUCGUAAUUUAUAUUCUCUGGCAGACUGAGCGACUCCUUUUUACAUAACAAUAAGAUCACAGCACAUUGCCUGUUUUUUGUGCUUCUUUGUAGGAAUAAAUACACUGCUGCAAAAUCUUUUUAGCCUUAAAACCUACACUAAAUGUGUAAAAACUUAUUUUUUGGUAAUUUUGAUUAGGUGAAUCUAUUUUUUAAAGCUUUUGGUCAUAAUGGGCAUUAUAACAACAUUGCUUGGUAAACUAUUUAACAAAAAGUAUUAAAUAUAUAUUGUAAAAAAGACAACAAAGAAUUUUGGAGAUAGCAGGUUUGUAUUUCAAACAGCAUUCAGGCAUUGAUUAGUAAGGAACAAAUAAUUGUCGUAAAGUACUAUACUAUAUUGUCAUACGGUAUUGUUUUUUUCCCGUGGGAAUCACAGGUAGAAUGUAAGUGUUUGUUCUAUGGUAAUGGACAGACAGUUUUAUAACCACUUGGCCGCCACACAUCACAGCUUAUCUACGACAAGAGAACCACAUCACACUUUUAGAAAUGACUCAUUACUGAAAUGUUUUUGUCUCUUACAUCUCAGAAAAAUCUAUCAUCUGAGCUUUUUAGUACAAAUCAAACAAUUUAGCGUUGAAGAUGCAACUCAGCUUAUAUAAGAGAGCUUUUAAAAAGAACAGCUGUGACAUUAUGACAGGAAAUGGAUCCUGCUGGUUUACUAAUGUAUAUGGGACUUUAAAUCUAUAUGGCAUAUGGUCAUUUAUACAUUUUAAAACACUUUCCCAAAUGGGGUUUUGUGGGACAAGUUGAUGUGCAUAAACAUUUGCUUCACUACCUUUUGCAGUCAAGUAAAUUAGGUAUAUUAUAUUAGGUAGGCUUUUUAAAAUUAAACUAAAAUGUAAUUAACAGA
Messenger RNA from Labeo rohita (rohu), 3388 nucleotides. RefSeq names its product dynein axonemal intermediate chain 4 (gene dnai4). Gene Ontology annotation, molecular function: dynein light chain binding; dynein heavy chain binding. Lineage: Eukaryota; Metazoa; Chordata; Actinopteri; Cypriniformes; Cyprinidae. Gene Ontology annotation, biological process: cilium movement. The record is from RefSeq and is a predicted model, not a curated record. Gene Ontology annotation, cellular component: axonemal dynein complex.